AUGUCAGCCAUUCUCGAUUCGGCGACAGCUUCGCUGCCUCCGGGACCAGAACAGGAUCCCUUCACUCCCGCACAACUCGCCAUUCUCUGUGCCAUCGCAGACACCGUCGUGCCACCUCUCAUCGCCCGAUCCAGCGGUUUCAAGGGGAACAAGCUCCUGCAACAUCCUCUCCGCGAUGAGGUCUACGACGGCGCCGCGAGACGCAUCCAACAUCUCGCCCGCCUUGAUUCCUCCAACCAAGACCUGGCCACAUCGUACCUCCAGGAGAGUGCCACCGCCGAGCCGGAGUUCAAGGAUAGCCUCCAGCGACUAGUCGCCUUCUAUAUGAGCGAUGCCUCAAAAAAGGGCCUAUUAUUCAUUCUUUCAGCUUUGAGGUAAGCUGUUUCCACUUUAAAUGAAUGUUUGACUGUUCAGAAAGCCGCAUCUGGGACCACGUCCGUCUUCCGAUAGAUUCCCGAGCUUGCUUGUUCCACGAUCAACAGCAGCUGACCAGCUCCAGCACUCGAGCCGGCUCACUCCUGUUGACAGGAUACGCGACUCCACUGGACGGCCUCCCUAUCCAAGACCGUGAGCAGGUGCUGCUGGGCUGGGCUCGGUCUCGCCUUCCGCUUCUUCGAGGCUUAUCGAAAUCACUCGCGGCACUCGUACGAAUCUUAUGGUUAAGAACUUCGCCCACCGUAGGACGAAUACUUGGUUACCCACGGCUCCCGACGAAUGCGGUGAAUCCCGGCCCGGGAUAUCCAUUCCGGUUUGUACAGAUUCCGCCGGCGCCAGCCGCUGAGCCAGAAGUCAUCGAGACAGAUGUAGUGAUUGUAGGAAGCGGCUGCGGUGCCGCCGUAGUAGCGAAGACAAUAGCAGAGUCGGGCCUGAGAGUCCUCGUGGUGGAGAAGCAGUAUUACUGGCCACCGGAGUACCUGCCCAUGUCCGAGAAUGCGGCCGGCACUCAUCUGUUUGGCAAUGGCGGCGGGCACAUGUCCGAGGACGCGUCCAUCAUGGUGUUGCCGGGAUCAACUUGGGGAGGCGGCGGAACAGUCAACUGGAGUGCGUCGCUGCAGCCUCAGGGGCUCCUGCGCAGAGAAUGGGCUGAGAAAUUCGGGCUUACUCACUUUAUGGGAUCGGAUUUUCAAGCUGACCUAGAUGCUGUUUGGGACCGAAUGGGGGUGAGCUAUACUUCAGUUGAGCACAACAAGGGCAACCAGGUUCUCAUGGAGGGAGCGAGAAAGAUGGGAUGGAGCGCGAAGCCAGUUCCACAAAAUACGGGAGGCGAAGUGCACAGUGAUGGAUACUGUACACGAGGAUGUCGAGACUGUGGAAAGAAGGGACCUACCGUCACAUGGCUGCCCGACGCAGCAGAAGCUGGUGCGAACUUCAUCGAAGGCUUCGACGUGAAGGAGAUCCUCUUUGGCGAGUCUGGACUUCUCGAGGACAAGCCCGCGAUAGGGGUGAAAGGCACCUGGACAUCCAGAGAUAGCUCCGGCGGCGUCUCUGGACCCGACCGAACGGUUCGCGAAGUCAUUGUCAAAGCGCGCAAAACCGUUGUUGCCGGAGGUUCUCUGUACUCCCCGAUCUUGCUGCAACGCUCCGGUCUUAAGAACAAGCACAUCGGCCGACACCUCCACCUUCACCCCGUCUCUAUGCUCGCUGCAGUCUGGGACGAAGACGUCAGACCCUGGGAAGGCCCCAUCCUCACGUCCGUCGUCAACGAAUUCGAAAACAUGGACGGAGAAGGCUACGGCGUCAAACUGGAAGCCACGACCAUGAUUGCCGGUUCCUUCCUCCCCGUCUUCCAAUGGCAAGGAGGUCUCCACUGGAAAGAAUUCACGUCCAAAAUGCGCCGCAUGACGGGCUACAUCUCCCUUGCGCGUGAUCGGUACGGUGGCCAAGUCUCUCCCGACUCCGACGGGAAAUGUCUCAUCCACUAUACCCCCAGCAAGUACGAUAAAAACCACAUCUUGGAAGGCGUCGUCCGUCUCGCGGAGAUCAUGUACGUCGAAGGCGCGAGGGAAAUCCACACCGCCAUCGCGGGUCUGGAACCUUUCAUCCGCCCAUCCGAAGAACCCAACAUCACCAUCCACAACAACCCCUCACCUUCCGUCACGGACUCCCUCUUCCAAGCGUGGAUUCAGAAAAUCCGCACGACGGGUUUCCCGGACCCGGGCUCUGUUUUUGCGUCGGCACAUCAGAUGGGUUCGUGUCGGAUGGGCACUUCGUCGAAGAAUUCCGCGGUGGAUUUCAAGGGCCGUGUGUGGGGUACCAAGGGGCUCUACGUGGCGGAUACGAGUGUCUUCCCCAGUGCGAGCGGGGUGAAUCCCAUGAUUACUUGUAUGGGUGUUGCGAGGAAUAUUGCGAGGGGUAUUGUGGAUGAGGAAGGAGCGAGUGGUGCUGGGGCCGUGCGGGCGAGGCUGUAA
This is a messenger RNA of Lecanosticta acicola, 2408 nucleotides long. NCBI's taxonomy places the organism in Eukaryota, Fungi, Ascomycota, Dothideomycetes, Mycosphaerellales, Mycosphaerellaceae. The record is from the annotation of a GenBank genome assembly.